GUGGAAGUGGCUGUGGACAGAAGAACGCGGGCAUUGUGAGGUUUCGUGGAAAUUGAUUAUAUCCGAGCAAAAAAACAUAUUUCUUCGUCCUUGGGGCUAAACUAUUGUGUUUACCUUCCUUGGGAACCGUUCAGUGGGUUUUGGUAGCAGCUAUGGCUACUGGCGGAAACACAGGACCGGUGGUUGGUGAUGUCGAGGAGGAUGCUUCCCAGCUAAUCUUCCCUAAAGAAUUUGAGAAUGCAGAGACACUGCUAAAUUCAGAAGUCCACAUGCUGUUAGAACAUCGCAAGCAACAGAAUGAAAGUGCAGAGGACGAGCAAGAACUCUCCGAGGUUUUCAUGAAGACCCUCAACUACACUGCACGAUUCAGCAGAUAUAAAAACAGAGAAACCAUAGCCAGCGUCCGGAGCUUGUUACUACAAAAGAAGCUGCACAAAUUUGAGCUGGCGUGCCUGGCUAACCUGUGCCCCGAACCAGCAGAGGAGGCUAAAGCCUUGAUUCCCAGUCUGGAAGGCCGCUUUGAAGACGAGGAGCUGCAGCAGAUUCUGGAUGACAUUCAUGUCAAGAUGAGUUUCCAGUAUUAGGAAGCCCAGGGGCCGUAUGUAUUCCAUAAAGGUGGUUUAGUGGCCAACCCAGGGGUGCAUUUCUCCACACCGUAGUUGCCAACUUCGUUAGCUACUUUGUUGUUUGCAAUGCAAUUUCCCAUUGGCAUCUACACAAGUUGCUAACUGGAUAGCAACUAAGCUUUUGAGAAAUGCACCCCAGGUUAGUUAACUCAGAGGUUGCAAACCUUCUAAUAGAAGAGACUGAAGAGGUUCAUUCUUCAUUCAAAACGAGGACUCAGAGCUCUUGUAUUGCAAGAUUUACAGCUUGUGCUUGGUUAAUAUAACCAGGUGAGUCACUGAACCUGCUUUCUGGAAAUUCCCACCGGUAUUUCUUGUUCCAUGGUAUUUGUAUUUUAUAACAUUAAGAGGCUGCUUGCCAUCACAACCACCAACAAAAAACUCUGAGACUCAUCAGCGGACAUCAUCAGGAGAAUGGACUGGUUUUGGACACAAAAUAUACUCCUGCUGGGUCUAGACAGACCUGUGUGUAAAUAGAUCCUUUUCAGAUUUCAGUCUUUCAGCCAAUCUAAGUUUGUAUUUUUUGUCCUCUUUUUGUGUGUGAUUUUGUUUUUGUAGGUUUGGGUUAAUAAAAAAAGCUACAGACAGCACUUCAAAA
Engraulis encrasicolus (European anchovy) is the source of this 1221-nucleotide messenger RNA. It is a transcript of the gene polr2d, whose product is annotated as RNA polymerase II subunit D. Gene Ontology annotation, biological process: transcription initiation at RNA polymerase II promoter. Gene Ontology annotation, cellular component: RNA polymerase II, core complex. The coding region runs from base 153 to 584 and encodes 143 amino acids. The record is from RefSeq and is a predicted model, not a curated record. Lineage: Eukaryota; Metazoa; Chordata; Actinopteri; Clupeiformes; Engraulidae. Gene Ontology annotation, molecular function: translation initiation factor binding; nucleotide binding. The transcript has 4 exons.